AACCAGAAAUUCAAAUAACGAGUUAUUAACCCAAUAAGGCACAGCUGGAUAAGAUCAAUGACCAAGGAAUGUCUCAACUGUGUGAAUAAUUGUUAUAUUGUCAUGUUUGCCUGUGAAAAUGUUGUUGCCAUUAUUUUUGCUUGUCUCCAGGUGGUGCACUUUUACAUGUGGAACUUUUCCCGAAUCCUCGUCUUUCAGGUCGUAUUUAUUCGAAACUUAAGCCUCCUACACUCACUCACCAGUCCAUAACUUUUACAUCUACUGCUACUGAGACUAAAAUCAUCCACUUUCCUUUGAUCAAACGAAACAUACCUCCACUGUGGGCUCACAUUUUACCGGCACGUUGUACCUUUCAGUGUAAACUCGGGGAAUUAAACUGCUUGUCUCAGAGUGUCCUGAAAUCCUAUUGGUCUAACUCCUGGUUGCGUGGACGAACACGGAAGUGAGCCGACUGUGAUGUGAUGAGAGCAAGAUGAUUGCGGAUCUGUUGAUAUUCGGGACUUUACUGGUCAAUGCAGGGGCUGUGCUGAAUUUCAAGCUUAAAAGGAAGGAGUCACAGGGAUUUGGAGAUGAGUCCAGAGCACCAACGACAGGUGACAACAUCAGAGAGUUUCUUCUCAGUUUACGAUACUUCCGGAUCUUCAUUGCUCUGUGGAACGUCUUCAUCAUGUUCUGCAUGAUCGUAUUAUUUGGAUCAUGAUCGGCGUUUGCAACGACUGGACUUCCACCAGGAUGCUCACUUUUCCAGACCGAUGCUAUAAACUUCUCCUUGAUGGGAUUUUUCCUUUGGCCCUUUCAAUUUGAAUUAUGCUUCUUUUCAGUUACAACACAAAAAUCUACAGAAAUAUACGUCUGGCUGUACAGGGAUUUCUGCACCUCGUAUUUAUUUUCUAUUUCAGAACUUGUUAGAUUUUUACCUUCUGAGCUGUAACUGAACCAUUGUUGCUGGAUAUACAGUUUGUUGUGCUGUGCUCCUUUAUAGGACAUGGGCUGUUGUCUCCAGCAUGCCAGUGCUUUUUAAAGAAACACCAGAAACAUCCAUUUAUUUGUUUCGCCUGCACAGCUGUCAAUUUAAGUGGAUUCAGCAGACCAGUCACAAUGAUCUGUCUUACUUUAUGAACUCUCAUUUGUUAUAAAUGGGACAAGCUUCUCCAGUUACACUCAUCAGCUGUCGUGUGCUGCCUCUUAGAUGAAUAUCAAUGCUUUAUUUUCUUUAUUCUGGAGUACAUGUGCUAAAAGUAAACAUAUAUACACGAUAUUGUAAAAUUUGUCCUUCACAGAGAACACAAAGUUUUCCUAUUGAAUAUUGGUGGCUCAGGUAUGGGCCAUGAUGUGUCUGAUCCACAUUAAAUACAUUUGUUCCUUUCACUAUCAUUAGUUAUAGUUCAGUGAUACUGAUUAUACUACAUCAAUGUUACACAAUGACUGUAUACGGUGUGUUCUUUACAUUUAAUAUUCUACUGUACAGUGGGAAAUGCAGUGUGUUUACUGUCAAUCAGUCGAACUGCCACUAACAACAAAUUAAAGCAAAAAUGUUUUCUAAUUAUUGACUUCUUGUAGCUAUGAAUGCCGUCUGGGCUUCCUUUGUGUUUGUGAGAUAACGGUUCAUAAACUUGUAAUGAAUUAUCUCAACUAUUCAGUGGAUUGUGAUGAAAUAUUGAACACAUUCUGUCGACCUCUCAAUAAACUGCAACAAAUUUUG
Molecule: messenger RNA, 1702 nt
Organism: Acanthochromis polyacanthus (spiny chromis)
Lineage: Eukaryota; Metazoa; Chordata; Actinopteri; Pomacentridae
Product: small integral membrane protein 7
Exons: 5
Coding region: 473-700 (75 amino acids)
Source: RefSeq, a predicted model, not a curated record